CUGCCAUCUACCUGGCCCUUGAUCCUUCUUUGAAGUUCUCGAUCUUAUUCAUUCUCUUAAAUCAUGGAUGGGGAGGAGGAUGAUCUGUCUCUGCUGACUGCAUUACUGGAGGAGAAUGAGGCAACCUUGGAUUGUAAUUCAGAGGAGACUGACCCCUUGGCCCAGACAGAUGGCAGACCUGAUGAAUUUGAUGAGCUCUUUGAUGCUAGCGGUGAUGGUGAAUCUUACACUGAGGAGACUGAUGAUGGUGAUGAGGAAAAGACUGAAGAUCAGAAAGAAAAUGUGGCCUCUCUUUUUGGAGAUAUGGAAGACCUAACAGAUGAAGAAGAAGUAGCUCCAUUGCAAUCAACGAAAAAUAGAGUCCCCCCUGUUCCUGCUCCCAGUCAAGAGAAAACGAAUCAAGAGUUACAAGCUGAAUUAAGGAAGCUGCAAGAGCAAAUGAAAUCCUUACAAGAAAAGUUAAAGACAGCAACAAUUACACAGCCUAAUAGCCCAGCUCUUCUGCAGAAAUCCCCUGUAGCUAAGUCUGCACGUCUACCUCUUAAGGAGAAGAAAGUUCAGAGAAUUCAAGAGUCAACUUGUUUUUCUGCUGAGCUUGAUGUUCCUAUUCUACCAAAAGCCAAGCGGGUAGCUCGAACACCAAAACUUUCACCUGCAGUGUCCAGAAGCUCAUCUUCGAGUAUGACAAGUGCACUUUCAAGUAUGACAAAUGCACCCCCCUUACCACUCCAAACCACUCCUGGCAAUAAGCCAAGCAGUGUGACCAGAGAUCAGAGUGCAGCAACCCCCAGGAGUUCUGGGGAACUGGUUCAGCCUGUCUCUGUGGAAGCCUUCUCUGGCCUGAGACUCAGGCGUCCUCGAGUGUCCUCCACAGAAAUGAACAAGAAGAUGAUUGGCCGGAAACUGAUCAGAUUAUCUCAGCUCAAGGAAAAAAUUGCAAGUGAGAAGCUGGAAGAAAUAGAUUGGGUAACAUUUGGGGUUAUAUUGAAGAAGAUCACUCCACAGAGUUCUAAUAGUGGGAAAACAUUUAGCAUCUGGCGGCUGAAUGAUCUUCGUGACCUGACACGAUAUGUGUCUUUGUUCUUGUUUGGAAAUGUUCAUAAAGAGCUCUGGAAGACUGAGCAGGGCACUGUCAUAGGGCUGCUUAAUGCUAACCCUAUGAAACCCAAGGAUGGUUCAGAGGAGGUGUGCUUAUCUAUUGAUCAUCCUCAAAAGAUCUUAAUUAUGGGUGAAGCUCUCGACCUGGGAACCUGUAAAGCAAAGAAGAAGAAUGGAGAACCAUGUACCCAGACUGUUAAUUUGAAUGACUGUGAAUACUGCCAGUAUCACAUCCAGGCCCAGUACAAGAAACUGAGUGCAAAGCGCUCCGACUUGCAGUCCACUUUCUCCGGUGGACGCAUUCCAAAGAAGUUUGCCCGUAAGGGCACCAGCCUAAAAGAACGGCUGUGCCAGAAUGGUUUUUACUAUGGAGGAGUUUCUUCGGAAUCAUAUGCAGCCUCAAUUGCUGCAGCUGUCGCUCCUAAAAAGAAGGUUCAAACCACUCUGACUAAUCUGGUUGUGAAGGGUGCAGACUUGGUCAUUGAAGAAACACAAAGAAAACUUGGAAUACCUCAGAAGAGCCUGUCUUGCUCUGAGGAAUUCAAGGAAUUGAUGGACUUGCCUACAUUUGGGGCCAGAAACUUGAAACAACAUUUAGCCAAAGCCAAGUCAGCAGGGAUCCUGGGGAACCCGAAACCUUCUAUCCAGUCUAUCUCUGCAUCAGCCCUCUUGAAGCAACAGAAGCAGCAUAUGUUGGAGAUGAGGAAAAAGAAAUCAGAGGAAAUUCAGAAACGAUUUCUUCAAAGCUCAAGUGAGGUUAAGAGCUCGGCAAUGCCACCUUCUCGACAGACACCCAAACUUGGGCGAGGCAUCUCAGAAGGAGAUGAUGUCCUCUUUUUUGAUGAGUCACCACUACCAAAACCAAGACUGAGUGCUUUAGCAGAAGCCAAAAAAUUAGCAGCUAUCACCAAAUUAAGGGCAAAAGGCCAAAUUCUUACAAAAACAGAUCCAAACACCAUUAAAAAGAAGCCAAAGGCCCCCCAGGAUGUUCUGGAAAUGAAGGAACGUGUUGAAAAGAACACGCUUUCUCCUCAAGCUGAGAAUGAAUUGGAACCUGCCAGAAAAAAAAGGAGAGACCAACUUGCCUACUUGGAAUCCGAGGAGUUUCAGAAAAUUCUAAAAGCAAAAUCUAAGCACACAGGGAUUCUAAAAGAGGCCGAGGCUGAACUACAGGAACGUUACUUUGAACCACUGGUGAAAAAAGAACAAAUGGAAGAAAAGAUGAGAAACAUCAGAGAAGUGAAAUGUCGAGUAGUGACAUGCAAGACAUGCGCCUACACCCACUUCAAACCUCUGGAGACAUGUGUCAGCGAGCAGCAUGACUACCACUGGCAUGACGGAGUGAAGAGGUUUUUCAAGUGCCCCUGUGGAAAUAGAAGUAUCUCCCUUGACAGACUCCCCAAAAAGCACUGCAGUAACUGUGGCCUCUUCAAAUGGGAACGGGAUGGAAUGCUAAAGGAAAAGUCAGGUCCAAAGAUAGGAGGAGAAACCUUAUUACCAAGAGGCGAAGAACAUGCCAAAUUUCUGAAUAGCCUUAAAUAGCACUGCCUACAGACAUGUAUGCACAACUUACAAUGCUCCUUGUGACUCUGGAAAAGCAAGGUAUUGGCCCUAUAGGGUUUAUGUUCCUGAUUGACAGAACAACUCUGUUACACCUAAUAGCCCUCUCUACUUACUUUCUUCAAUUAUGUUGAUUGACACAGUUUAACGUUUUACCUUUAAAUGGAAAAAUGAAGAUAUUGUUUUCCCUGUUCUCCCGUCACAUGAUUUCCCCCAAAACUGGAAGAUAAAUUGAGAGCUGUGUUUCUGCAUCUGUUGGUUUGUGAAGUUUUAUAGCGUGGUGUUUUAUCACAGUGAAGUUCUGGUAUUUACGUGGACACUAGAGGCAGAGAAUUAACUUAAUGUGCCCCAGAUAAGUUACUUAAUUUCUGGGUUUCAUUGUCUUUAUGUACAAAAUGAAAGUGAUUGAACUAAAUGAUCUUGAAGUGCAUUGUUCACUCUCAAAUUCUACAAACAAUGUAACUUACUAGCUAAUUCUGAUUAUUGCCCUUGUUAUCAUCUUGAUAUAUUAAUACUGUAGACCAGGUUCCUUCUGUCCCAUU
Molecule: messenger RNA, 3200 nt
Organism: Condylura cristata (star-nosed mole)
Lineage: Eukaryota; Metazoa; Chordata; Mammalia; Eulipotyphla; Talpidae
Gene: MCM10
Product: minichromosome maintenance complex component 10
Exons: 19
Coding region: 64-2640 (858 amino acids)
Biological process (GO): DNA replication initiation; DNA replication
Cellular component (GO): nucleus; replication fork protection complex
Molecular function (GO): DNA replication origin binding; single-stranded DNA binding
Source: RefSeq, a predicted model, not a curated record